CCCCGGAGCGCACCGGAGCCGCAGCGCGUCACUUUUGCUGAUGCAUGACUGGAAAUUUUUGACAAGAUAAAUUGCAUUCUUCUGUGAAAUAUUCCAGGAAAAAGUAUGAAAAACAGCUGCUUUGAGGAAUCGUAAUUGCGGUGCGCUCAAAAGCACACGAGUAACAACUUCACGUUCCUUUAGAAAGGCGACAAAGUGACAUUUCUGCGCGUCGCUCGUUUGCGCUCGUCACAUGCGUAAAAGUUUUUUAAAGUGCUCCUUCGCUUUUAUUUGGGACAUGGAGGAAAGAAAAUUCAUGAUGGAAAUAUGACAUGAUGGAUAUAUUUUACUGCAUCAGUGACAGGAGUCCUGUCAUGUUUUAACAGAAGUGAGAGUGUUGCAGUCUAACGUGGUGAUCUAUCCAUUCAUACUUGGAAAGGAGUAACUGUGUUUCUCAGCAUUGAUACUUAAAAGUUAUUAUCAGCCAGAAACGCUUGUGCCCUGAUGUCAUGGGCUGACCUGGGACCGCGCAGCUGAUAGUGUGCGGGACAAUGUCGGGACCCUGCGUCCGCAUCCCGUUUUGGGUUCGUGUGUUUCUCCUGCUGCUGCUUCACAGAGUCUCUGCAGGCUGUCCGGAGCUCCUUUCCAGCGGCUGCAGCUGCGCAGAGGACCGCGGUAAAGCUCACACUGCGCCCUGGGCGCGGAGGAAAGUGAGCUGCGUUGGGAAGGAGCUGACUGAAACGCCCGAAGUCAGUCUGCUUCCCAACAGGACCGUCUCUCUAAAUCUGAGCAACAAUCGCAUCCGCGUCCUGAAAAAUGGCUCUUUCGCUGGCUUGUACUCCCUCGAGAAGCUGGAUCUCAGGAAUAACUUGAUCAGCACCAUCAUGCCUGGAGCCUUUCUGGGUCUCACAGCUCUUCGAAAACUUGACCUAUCCAGCAACCGAAUUGGCUGCCUGACCUCAGAAGUGUUCCAGAGACUUACCAACCUCACAAAAUUAAACAUCUCUGGAAACAUCUUUUCCUCUCUGGAUCCACAUUUGUUUAUGGAGUUACACUCUCUAAAGCUGGUGAACUUUCAUUCUGAGUUCCUGUCAUGUGAUUGCGGUCUGCACUGGGUCCCAGGCUUUUUCCACAGCAGUUCUGCUCGGCUUGGGGAAGAAACACUGUGUGCGUAUCCCAGAAGACUUCAAAACAAACCCCUGCGUCUCCUGAGAGAGACUGACCUCAGCUGUGAGGGUCCGCUGGAGCUGCACACGCUGUCUCUGUUACCCUCGCUGCGACAGGUCGUGUUUAAGGGGGACAGGCUGCCUUUCCAUUGCACUGCUUCACUGGUGGACAAAGUCACUGCUCUUCACUGGCGACACAACGGACAGUCUGUCACCACUGACCCUACCAGUGGAGUUCAUCUGGAAGAGAGUGUACAGCAUGACUGCACCUUCAUCACCAGCGAGCUGAUCCUGUCAAACGUCCACAUCGAGGCGAGUGGUGAGUGGGAGUGUGUGGUGUCCACAGGCCGUGGGAACGCCUCGCGCAGUGUGGAGAUAGUGGUACUGGAGAACAGCGCCUCCUUCUGUCCGGAGCAGAGAGUGACUAACAACCGAGGGGAGUUCAGGUGGCCUAGAACUCUGGCUGGCAUCACCUCCUACCAGCACUGUCUGCAGCUGCGCUACCCCUCCUUAACUAUAGGGGGCGGCGUGGAGCAGAAGAAGGCUUCACGUAACUGUGACCGCUCUGGACGCUGGGAGGAGGGAGACUACUCUCAGUGCCUCUAUACUAAUGACAUCACACGGGUCCUGCAUACCUUCAUACUGAUGCCCAUCAACGCCUCCAACGCAGUGACUCUGGCACACCAGGUGCGAUCAUACACUCUGGAGGCCGCCGGUUUCACAGACACGGUGGAUGUUCUUUAUGUUGCUCAGAUGAUGCACAAAUUCAUGGACUAUGUGACAGAACUGCGUGAGCUGUCCGAGUUGCUGGUGGAAAUGGGCAGUAACCUGAUGCAGGUAGAUGAUCAGAUUCUGGCUCGAGCCCAGAGAGAGGAAAGAGCUUGCAGUUCAGUCGUCUACGCACUGGAGACUCUCGCCUGGCCUCAGCUGCACUCUCACGCACAGGACUUCUCCAAAAGUUCUCGUAACAUUGUGAUGGAGGCUCACCUGAUUCGUCCUGCUCAUUUUACUGGCAUGAGCUGCACGGUCUAUCAGAGACGAGAGGGGACAGGAGGGAGCCAGGGGCAUGAUGGGAUUGAAUCGUCCCCUGAGCAGCAACUGCGAUUUCGCUGCACCACAGGAACACACAACACCUCGCUGAACGCUUUUCAUCUCAAGAAUGCAGUGGCUCUUGCUUCAGUGUCUCUCCCUGCGUCUCUUUUUCCGCCGAACGCUCCUCCUGACUGUAAGCUGCAGUUUGUGGCAUUCCGCAAUGGAAGAUUCUUCCCAUUUACCAGCAAUUUCACUGGACAUUCGGACCUUGCCCGCAGACGUGGCGUCAACACUCCAGUUAUCUACGUUGACCUUGAUGGUUGUAGCAUGUGGAAUCAGUCCGAUCCCAUUAUUGUGUCACUACGACACACAUCACCUGGAAAUGACCCUGUUGCUGCCCACUGGAGCUUGCAGGCGCUGGAGCAUCAUGGGAGUUGGAGUCUGGAUGGCUGUCAGCUGGCCCAUAGUGAUGCAUCCACCUCUACGCUGCACUGCUCUGUGCUGAGCAAUUACGCUGUACUUCAGGAGAUGCCAGAUUUCCCGGGUUCACCUUUGAUUCCAGUGGAAGUGCUCCAUCCAGUGAUCUACACCUGUACUGCAGUGCUGCUCCUCUGUCUCUUCACCAUCAUCAUCACCUAUAUAUUACAUCACAGCUCUAUCAGAAUCACAAGGAAGAGUUGGCACACUCUCCUGAACACUAGUUUCCACAUCGCAAUGACUUCUGCAGUAUUUGCUGGAGGCAUCACUCUGACAGGAUACCCAGUUGUAUGCCAGGCAGUGGGGAUUGUUCUUCACUACUCUUCUCUGUCCACUUUGUUAUGGAUCGGAGUCAGUGCCAGAGUCAUCUAUAAAGAAGCAUUAUUAAGGACUCCACAGCAACUAGAAGGAGAGUCUGCUGUACAACCAACCCAGCGGCCCAUGCUCAGCUGCUGGUUGGUAUGGCAACCCAGUUUCGGAGCUUUCUACAUUCCAGCUGGAUUGAUCAUUCUUGUGACCUGGAUCUACUUCCUGUGCACUGCUUUCUGCCUGAGGUGCCGAAACUUCCAGGAGUCCAAAGAUCCUCCUUGUUCCGCCUCUGAACCCUCAACCUUGCCUGAGAGCCAACCGGCAAUCAGCGGCAGCACCAGCCUGGUCUCGACGGACUCUGUGGUGGGCCCGGUGCAUGCUGGGACGACGGUGGAGGACCAGUACUCAUUGAAGGUCCAGUGUUUGGCGCUGGUGGCAACGCAGUUUGUGUUUGUGGGGCUGUGGUGCUGCGGCGCUAUGGCUGUUUGGCAUGUGGAUAGAGAGCGGAAACUCUUCAGCUGCCUGUAUGGAGGAACGGCUACCGGAUUAGGAAUCUUCUUGGUGCUCCAUCACUGUUUCAAGCGUUUGGAUGUCCAGGCAGCGUGGCUAAGUUGUUGCCCCAGGUACCGUCGCUCCCAACCCAUGCCAGCUUAUUCCCACCCUUGCACUGCCACCGUAGGCGUCCAGAGUGCCUCGGAAAGGGGCUCCCAACUUUUUGUAGGAUGCCAUCCGCCGACGGACACCAACAAUUUCUCUUCUUCUGCCAGGUCGUCUUCUACUCAAAGUGGGACGACGAGCAUUGCCGCCGGGCCUUGCAAACUCACCAACCUCCUUCAAGUGACACAGGACAACGUGAAUAACGCUGCCCGAGCGCCAACGGGAACUAAUACCAACACAAGCACGAGCACGGAGAACAACAAGCCGGCCAACAAUCUGCUACCCAGUCUACUGCCCAUCCAGCAGCCUCAAAGAAGGAAGGCUUGCAGUAGAACAAGGGGUGGCAAUACCCAAUACCAUCACCGAGGGGACGGGAGAGGGCACUACCGCCUUAAAGCUCUCAGAGCAGGUGGAGGAGGUAGCAUGGGCGCUUUGGGACCUUCUGGGACAGAGCAAUCAAACAUCCACCAGCUACACAAACACGCUUCCAGUGAGAAUGGAAGUCUACGGAAUAGCCAUUCAGAGGGUCAGAACGGCCUUCUGACCAAUGGGCGGCACAGAGGGGAGGGAUUAGCGACAAGCCCUUCGGAAGGUAGCGAUGGAGGUAGCAGUGGAAGUAGAAAACCUUUUCCCCUGUUGCCUUCGUUGGCAAGCAGGUCCGCCAUGCAGCAGAACACUCAACGGCCCAGCGCUAGCAAAGACAAUCUUAAACUGUCCGUCGCGGCUGAGAGAGAGUCCAAGCAGAGCUCGUUCCCUCUAAAUGUGGCAUCAGAUGUCACUGCGACAGACUCGUUGAUGACAGUUUCAGCACCAAAUGGAACACUAAAGGGAUCCGUGGUGGAAUUAGACACUAGCGGAACUGACCAAUCACAGGGUUCGGUUGGUAUGAAGAGCAGGGUAUGGAAGAGCGAGACGACUGUAUAAUAGUUGAAAGAAUUUGAAGGUUUCUUGAAGGUGUGACCUGUAUGCCAGGAGCCAAAGCAUGGAUUUCUUUCUCCACAACCCUGCUGAAAAACUAGUUUAAACCAGUCUAAGAUGGUUUGAGGGCUUAUUUGGUCUGUGGGCUGGUUUUGGACACUUUUCAGCCAAGCUAAACAUCAACUUGGCUUGGCUGGGAGACCAGCUAAACCAGCUAAGACCAGGAAACCAGUCUAGCAGUGUUGUAGAACUUAAGACUGGAAGACUGCCUUAUUAUUUUUUAUGGUCUUUCUUCGGAUUCCGGUCUCAAGUACUACAUGAGUUGCUAAUCCUGCUGAUACAUUUUGUAGUCUGUGCACAAAGUCUCGCGCAUAUCUGCUCUGCCGCUGGAGCACAAGUUUCACGCGACACUUGUGAAACCUUGCUUCAUUCAAGAUCCUCUUCAGGUCACUGUCUUGACUCGAACUAAGACACGAGACAGAUUUCAGAGUCCUGUUUCUUCCAGUUUCAAGUAUUACAACACUGGAGCUUAGGCUGGUUCAAUCAGGGGGGGUUUUCAGCAGGGAAGAGAAACAUAUGGCUUAUUUUAUGAUGAACCACCUAUACUUGUAAGUUUUGAAGGUGUUUGAACCGUCCAACAUGCUAAGAGCUAAUGCUAAGCAUGCUAAUAAAGAGAAGUUGUGUGAGGCUGUAUUAUAUGGAAAAAAAAUGAGGGGUGUAUAUGCAAAACCUGACUCGUUUAAAGACAAUGGUGGAGGAGUUGGUUUGACAAAAUAUGCAAAAUCAUUUUGAUUGAUUUUGUUUUCCUGUAAUACCACUUAACCUAAAAAACUGUUUGAACGUAAUGAAUCUUUUAAUAUUGAAUACGCCAAGGGAUCUGAACCUAAAGUUUAGCCAUUUAGCUGUAUUGAUCUUUGUUUCUGACUAUGCAUAUUGAUCAGGAUGGAGGAGUGUCUGCUUGUUACCUAAGUUUUCUUGUUCAGUCCCUUUGUGUCCUUGUCUCUUGUGUGUUCAUAUGUUUUUAUUUACACUAUUUCAUUUACAUGUCUGUAAGAAUGUACAUUGUGUUAUGUAUGUAUUGUUUGACCAUUACAGUGUUAAUUCGACUCUCUGGCACUAAUAAGCAGCUUUUGACAUCAGUCCCACACAAAUAUAGAAAACAAAGACUUGCCAUUGAUCCAUCCAUCCCCAACAUUUCCAUCCAAUGUUAACUGGUGCUGGGAAUGUAGUUCUUAUUCUUCUGAUGUCGUUCAGCAGAAAGUAAACUAUUGCAUGCAGUUUUUAGUGAAUAGGAACCAUUUGGAAAAUGUUGCUUAACAGUGCCCUCUAUUGGGCCAUUCCUGCCAUUGAUCAAAUGCACUGAUAAUGAAUGCUGUUGAUGGACAAAUGAUAUCAACAAAGUGACAGCUGCUUCGGAUGUCACUCCAGAUUUACUAAGGGGUUUGAUAAUGAAGGGCAAGUGUUUGUCCAUACAUGUUCUGUUGUAGCACCAUGUGUAACAUGGGCUUUUUUAGCACUUGGUUCAGGUUAUGAAGAGAGCAUUUGGCAUAUUCUUAUAAAUAAUAAUAAUGUAUUUAUAUUAUACAUAUCAGUAUUAAUAUUGAUGUAAUUGUAAUUGUCAUUAUGCAAUUUUAUGAUAUCAGUAUUUUACAGAGGAUUGGCCUAAUCAGUUUUAUAAACACUCUGUUUUAGUCUAAAAGCACACUAGCAAUCAAAGCUAGAUCUCUCACGCUUUUUUCUUCAGAUUAUUACCAUACAUAGAGCAAGUUUUGUUUAUUACAAAGCACUGUUCAUUCCACAAAUGGUUAGCAAGAAGAACUACUAAUCAACCUGGAAUUGUUAGUACUCCUUCUUAAGCUUAUGCAAAGUUCUUAGGAACAAGGAAUUGGUGAUUGGUCUUUAAUUUUUCAAGAGUGUCAAAAUGUCCUUUCUCACGAAAGCAAAGAAUGGACAAUCCUAACCAAAAGCAAAAGGGGAAUUCAGAUCUUUGCACUGACUGUUUUUUCCAAGGCCCACAAGCUAAAUCAGAUACUGAUUGUAGUGCCGUUAUUUUUUAGAUCACAUCAUGAUGAAGUCACAAGUGUUGCCUGUCUUUAGCUUUAGCUGCACUUGGAUUAAAAUAAAAUUAUUUUAAGUGUGUUCAGGGAUAUUUGUAUGCCAAAGAAGCUCGAGCUUAUUUGAUAUUGUGUAGCAUCCCAUUUGUCUUUUACCCCUUCAACUUCAAGCCAGAAAUCUCCCUUAAAAUGGUUAAACAUUCAAAGACCACAUAUUGCUAAAGAACCAGUUCUCCCUUUUCCCAAAUCAAAAAGCAUUUAACGUCAUGAUGACCAGUGUGAUAAUUUUGUGAUUAAUGUAAGUUAAACUAUCAGUUAUGAAGGCUUAUAAUAGUUUUUUUAAAUUAGUUUUUGGUGCAAAGUGCCAUUUGAAACUAUAACAACAAAGAAUGUAUUACAAUAAUACAUGGAAUUUGUGGCCUGCUCAAAGUUUGCCAUGUUUAUGUAAUACUUUUUUUUUCUCCUUUAAAAAAGAUUGACAUUUUAAAUGGCUUAUUUGUGCAUAAUGGUUUCAUGUGACAUUGCGAUAUUUGCAUGAACAAUUUCUUUGCCUCUGGGUAGGCCUAGAGCUUCUGAGGGUCAGUAUAAAUUCAGUGUUAUCCUAAAUAAUGUUUUGAUUGUCAUCUCGAAGUUUAAAAGGGAGAUUUCAAUAAUAACAUGAAUAUUUAUAUUUUUUUGUCACUCACUUCAAUAUGAAAAUGAUAGCAACAUUUUUGUAUCGAUUUCAGUAAUAUAUUUCCUAUAGAUGUUAAGAUUGUGCCUUAUCAAUGACCUGAUUCAAAAAAUAAAGGCUUGGAAAAAUGCCAUAAAAUCAAAGUUACUUCACUCAUAUUUUUAUGUGUCCUAGAUGUGAUUUAAUGAGGAACAACCCCAGCCCACGUUUUGCAUUAGCCAAUUACGUAACUUCUGUUUCUAUGUAAUAUGUAAAUCU
Messenger RNA from Sinocyclocheilus rhinocerous, 7523 nucleotides. RefSeq names its product adhesion G protein-coupled receptor A2-like. The transcript has 18 exons. Gene Ontology annotation, biological process: central nervous system development; positive regulation of canonical Wnt signaling pathway; cell surface receptor signaling pathway. Lineage: Eukaryota; Metazoa; Chordata; Actinopteri; Cypriniformes; Cyprinidae. Gene Ontology annotation, cellular component: plasma membrane; Wnt signalosome. Gene Ontology annotation, molecular function: G protein-coupled receptor activity; protein binding. The record is from RefSeq and is a predicted model, not a curated record. The coding region runs from base 531 to 4544 and encodes 1337 amino acids.